Molecule: messenger RNA, 2380 nt
Organism: Vicia villosa (hairy vetch)
Lineage: Eukaryota; Viridiplantae; Streptophyta; Magnoliopsida; Fabales; Fabaceae
Exons: 3
Coding region: 159-1754 (531 amino acids)
Source: RefSeq, a predicted model, not a curated record
UUUCUUAUGUACAGUGUCCUCUCCUUUUUUUGGUUAUGGUGGUUUUGAACUUUUUCGUGUCAUCUUAACCAAUUUUCACCCUCUCUGCAACUCCAUUUCAUUCUCCUCUAAACCCUUCUCUUCACUUCCUUCCAAAGUUUUAAUCUUUUUGGGUUCUCAUGGAAAAUCAACCCAAAAUCGAACCUGGGUUGGGUUCAGAUGAUCAUAGCAACAUGGAAGACAUGAGCAUUCAUGAACUGGUUUCUGUGUUGCGUGUUGCUUUUCUGACACAAGACUUUGAUAGAGUUGAAGAUGUUUUAGUGACUAAAUAUAAGAAACUUCAAACUGAGAUUCUACAUCUUCAAGAGAUGGUUGAAUUGGAGAAACUAACUAGGUUUCAAGCUGAAGAAGAUUUGAGGAAUAGAGUGAAAAAAGCACAGAAUAAUUAUGAAAGUUUGUUAAAGGAAGUAAAGAAAAAUACUAAUUUAACUGACAGAAACAUCAUUGUAGAGCUAAGAGAGAAGAACAAUGAACUGGAGUUGGAAGUUUCUAAGCUGAGAAAGUUGAAGGAACAAUGGAGUUGGAAGAAGAAUAAUGAAGCUUCUGUUGAUCCUUGGAUUACUGAUUUUGAAGAUAAAGACGAAAUGAAUGACGAUGACAAUGUUGAGCAAGGUCUUUUUCGAACAAAUGAACCACCCAUCAAAAGGUGCAAAACUGCUCAAGUGGUGGCCCAAACUAGAGGAGCUGCAGUUGAUGCUGCCCAUUCUGGACAUGGACAUUCUAGUGCCUCUUUAAGUAGAGAGUGCGCAGCUAGAUAUGCACCUAUAGGAGAGAAAUCACAAGAGAAUGACAAAGUUUAUCCGGAAGAGGAGGUCAUUAUGAUAGACAGUGCUGUUGAACCUCCACAAGAUGCACAGGAAGAAAUGGCAAGACAAAACAAAGGAAAGAGAAAAAUGGUUGCCACCAACAUCUCAUCCAACUCCUUUGACAAUUUCCGCUUCAUAUCAUUGGUCCAUCAAGAGCGUUAUUCUAAAUUUCUGGCCCACAGAAAAUUUAUGUCUGAAAAAAAUUUCCAUUUGGAAGGGAAAAAAUUCUUGGAUAUUCAAGCAAUGAUAGUGGCGAGAGGAUGGGUAGAAUUGACAUCAUUUGCAAAAGAGGCUAGUGGUGCAUUAGCUAAAGAGUUCUUUGCAAAUGCUUAUCAGGGUCCUGCUAAAGAAGACGGGAAUAACAAGAAUGAUCUGAUACAAUUCACUAGUUUCGUUAGAGGGAAGAAAGUAGCAUUUGACGAGAAAAUUAUCAAUCAAUUGUUUGGGCUUGAGAACUUCGAGCAGUGUUCCUUUGAAGCAAGAGAGGCCAAGGGCUUUUACAUCGAUUAUCAGGAGAUUCUUAGCACUUUGUGCAGACCUAAGAAGGAUUGGGUUAGGAACAAUUGUGGAACACCAAUAAGACUUCACUGUUGUGACCUCACACCCGUUCCUAAAGCAUGGGCAUCAUUUGUUUUGCAUACUUUGCUCCCAUGCUCACAUACGUCACGCUUAAACAUUCAGAGAGCAAACUUGCUGACUGCAAUCCUUAAGGGAGAGCCGGUCAAUGUCGGCCGUAUCCUAGCAAAUGAUCUUUGGGACACAGCGAACUAUUCUUCUCCCACAAGCUACAUCAACCAUGCAUCAUUGAUCAGUAAGCUUUGUGAAAGGGUGGGAGUGUACUCUAAAAAGGAUGAGGAAAUGGUGAAGCCAGCCCUGUUAAUCACCGCGCAAUGGAUAGAAAAGAUUUAACAGUAACUUGUAAAUUGCAUGUUCAUCAACGAUGGUUACGAGAUUUAAGAUACACACUAUAAUAGUACUUUUAAAGUUUUGCUAUAUAUAAUAAUGAACAUGGAAUUGUAAAUGACUACGUAUUCAAAACAUGAUCUAGUUGAAUAUAAUAAACAUGUUAGAUAUUGUAACCAAAUUCAUAGGAUUAAACUGAUAUAAUUGCUUUUAACAGAAGCUUAGUCAUUUGUAUGUUUCAGCUGAUAGGUUCUCUUCAUUAGUAAAUGAUUCUGUUGAGAAUAUAUAGCCUAACCAAAUUCAUAGGAUGAAACUGAUAUCAUUGUUUAUAAAUUGGUUAAUUCUGCAGGAACAACGCAGUUGAGCAUAUUUGAGGAAAGAUCCAAGGAUUCUAAAUUUGUCAAGUUUUCCAUGGAUUGAGGAAUAUGACCGGUGAGUCUGAAACUCUCCUAAAACAUCUGGAAUCUCCCCUUCAAAUUGGUUUCUUGACAAAUCAAUACUUAGAAAGACUCUUGGAAUUUUCACCAAUGUCAUAUUGAUCCCUUUUGUCCUCACUGUCACGGAAUCAUUAUAAUUCAAUGCAUGCAUUUCCAUGUAUUGCAAAUUGCUACUCUUUCCCUCUUGAGGGUCAA